Molecule: messenger RNA, 2941 nt
Organism: Epinephelus fuscoguttatus (brown-marbled grouper)
Lineage: Eukaryota; Metazoa; Chordata; Actinopteri; Perciformes; Serranidae
Gene: lipca
Product: lipase, hepatic a
Exons: 9
Coding region: 208-1692 (494 amino acids)
Biological process (GO): lipid metabolic process
Molecular function (GO): apolipoprotein binding; triacylglycerol lipase activity
Source: RefSeq, a predicted model, not a curated record
UCCCCUCUCUUUUUGUUCAGGACAGCACUGUGUGUUUCCCACAGUGACAGUAAUGAGGGUUCUUUAACAAAUUAACUUAAGUCACAGACAGAAGGAUCUCACCUGUAGACUCUACAGUACCUGCAUUUCCCCUCACUAAAUAUUUUAAGCAUCCCCUGUGGGAGAAGUUUUGGUUCAAAGGCAUUCCCAAAGUGUCUGUGCGACAUCAUGUCUGUGGUCAAAAUCCUGUGCUGUUUGCUGUUAACAUUUCACCUCAGUGAGGGGAAGAAAAUCAAGGGACACAGAGCAGUGGACGCAGAACAGAGGGUUGUCCUAAAGGAGAAAAAGCCGUAUGUCAUCAGUUCUGUCUUCAAGAUGUUUUCAGAAGGUGAGGACAACUGCAUACUGGACCCUCUGCAGCUGCACACUCUCACCUCCUGUGGCUUCAACAGCAGUAAUCCCCUCAUCAUCAUCACUCACGGGUGGUCGGUGGAUGGUAUGAUGGAGAGCUGGGUGCCCCGGAUGGCCACAGCCCUGAAGACAAAUCUCAUAGACGUCAAUGUGGUGAUUACUGACUGGCUGUCCCUGGCUCACCAGCACUACCCUAAAGCUGCACACGCAACCCGCACCAUUGGCAAAGAUAUAGCUCACCUGCUGCAGUCGCUUCAGGCACAUUACCAGUACCCAGUUAAAAAGGUUCAUUUGAUUGGCUACAGUCUUGGCGCUCACAUCUCUGGGUUUGCUGGAAGCUAUCUGGAGGGUUCGGAGAAGAUUGGAAGAAUCACUGGUCUUGAUCCAGCAGGGCCACUGUUUGAAGGCAUGUCUCCCACAGACAGACUGUCUCCUGAUGAUGCUGAAUUUGUAGAUGCCAUUCACACCUUCACCCAGGAGCGUUUGGGCCUCAGUGUGGGCAUCAAGCAAGCUGUGGCACAUUAUGACUUUUACCCAAAUGGAGGAGACUUCCAACCAGGAUGUGACCUGCACAACAUUUACGAGCACGUAACCCAGUAUGGUAUCCUUGGUUUGGAUCAGACAGUGAAAUGUGCUCAUGAGCGGUCCGUCCAUCUCUUCAUUGACUCUGUGCUGAAUAAAGACAAGCAGAGCAGGGCCUACAGGUGCACUGACAAGAGGGCUUUUAACAAAGGUGUGUGUCUGGACUGUCGGAAGAAUCGCUGCAACACGCUGGGCUACGAUAUCAAGAGGGUUCGCAGUAGCAACAGCAAGAGGCUCUACCUGAACACACGCCCUCGGAUGCCCUACAAACUCUUUCAUUACCAGUUCAGGAUCCAGUUUGUUAACCAGACGGAAGCAAUGGAGCCCACCCUCACCAUCUCCCUCACUGGAACAAAGGAGGAGAGUGAAGACCUCCCCAUUACCAUCACUGAAAAGAUUUUGGAUAAUAAGACCUACACCUUCCUGAUCACGCUGGACAGAGACUUAGGGGAUCUGAUGUUCCUCACCUUGCAGUGGGAGAGAUCAGAUGUGUGGAAGAACGUGUGGAACAAGAUGCAGAGCAUCUUUGGCUGGGGCAGCCAGCAAAGUAACCCACAGCUGACAGUGGGCAGGAUCAGCAUCAAAGCAGGCGAAACACAGGAGAGGACAUCUUUUUGUGCCAUGAAUGAUAAUGGACAGCACAUGGAAGAGCUGGAGGAUAAAGUGUUUGUACGCUGUAAAGAAGACAAACCAAGACACCGCAGAAGGAAGCAGCACUGAUGCACUCAUGAACAGACUGAAGAUCUCUGAUGGAGGGGCUGGAGGUUCACAACUGGAUGCAACUCGGAAAACUCCUCAAAGUGAGGCUGGGCAGAUUUGGGAAGUAAAUUAGAAAUCAUUAAUUAUCUGAAGAUGUGGCACAGUACAAAUAAGUGCUGAAAUGUAAUAGGAGAUUUUUUGUAACUGUGCAACUGAUGUAAACUGUGUUUACAAUUCACAGAUCCCUGUUCAAGUUUGAUUUCGUGAUAAAGCUAUUAAUGAGUUAAGUAUUGCACAGUGCAUUUUUAAGAACCAGCCCAUAUUGACAUUUCUGUCUUCAUACAAAUGUUUUUCAAGUGUACAAAGAGAUGGAAAUUUGCCAGUUUAAACACUAAGUGAACAGUGAACAGUCAGGCGUUCAACGACCUUUUGAUGACGUUAAUUCCAAAGCAUGUUAAUGUAUUUUUUUCUGUGUGUGUCUUACUUGUACAUCAUUUAAAAACCUACAUUAAGUCUUACCAAUAACAUAAUAUAAAUACAUGUUAAUCAAACUCAAACCAAAGCCAUAAAUAUACACUUUUUCUUUUCUAUUCUGUUUUGUGGUGUUUGAUUUUUUUUUUUUUACAGCUGUAAACUCAGGGGCAGGUUAAAUCAGCUGCCAGUAAAGCUGGAACAUUAAAUACAAGCUCAUGUCAGGCUAUCCUGUCCUGAAUGUCUAAAUUGUAUGUCUAACUUGCACAAACAGAGCGUACAAUCAUAAUACUACCUUUUGCAACUACGUACAAACAGCAAAACAAACAUUUGAUCAACUCUGGUUUAUUAAUGCAUUUCAAGUAGUUCAAAAGAAAUUAUAGUUUUGCACAAUAACUUUGCAAAUUUAGUAAAAUUUUCAAAGUAAGCAGAAUGGGAAACAGAACAAAAAGGGAAAAAGGAAAUUUAAAAAAAAAAUAAAGACCAUUGAAGACACUGUAUAAAACACAGGAGACAUUAAAAUCAGACAGUAGUACUGAAUCUAUACCAUUUUGGAUUCUCUGUUUACAUCACUUACACUUCAGUGCACAUUUUCUCAACAUCACAGCAACACAUGUGAAAGACAGAAAAUUUUUCCCAGAGUAUUAUCCCCCGACACCCAGUAAUGUCCACAUCUUACCAUAUCAACAAAAAAAGAUAAGGAUGGUUCAGCAAAGCAUCUCUCUCUCUCUCUCUCUCUCUCUCUCACACACACACUCACACACUCACACACACACACACACACACACACACACACACA